Molecule: messenger RNA, 717 nt
Organism: Paramecium pentaurelia
Lineage: Eukaryota; Ciliophora; Oligohymenophorea; Peniculida; Parameciidae
Source: the annotation of a GenBank genome assembly
UUAUGUUAGAUAAUGAAAUAGACAUCCUCAUUACAGUCCCAGAAUUCAAGAAAAAUGAGGAUUUAGUCUAAUAUCGAGUUCAGUAAAAUAUCAAUUAUAAUUUUUAGGUUUAAAUACUAAAAGUCACUUUAAAAGUUUGAAUAUCAUUAUCGAUAUUCAGAACUUAAAAAGCUACAUGAGACUCUAGAAACAUUAAAAGCUGACUUACCUGCUUUCCCAGGAUCAUAUUGGUGGAAAUCUGUCAAUUCUAAUAUUUAACUUAUAGAACAAAGAAGAUAGCUACUUGAUUGUUAUUUCUAAAAUUUGAUCUAAAUCAAACUAGUUAGAGAUUCUUUGAUAUAUAAAAACUUUAUUUUAGCCGCCUAAAAAGAAAAUGAUAAAAAAGUUUAAAAAGUAUUUAUAAAUCAUUUAAUUAAGGAAACUAAAGAAAAAGCAAAAAGAUCUGAUAAUUAGAACAAAACAAAAAAGAAAAAAGAAUAAUUUGGUUAAUUUAUUACUCCUAUGCCAAAUCCAGUGAAUUUACCACCAACUCCUGAAGAAAGAAAAGAAAGAUCUUAAUCUGUCGAGCAAAAACCGGCAAAUAAUAAAUAAAGAAAUGAAAGGAAAAAAACAAGCAAAUAAUAAUCACCAGUAUAUAUAUUGAUAAUAUCUAGGUACUUAAUUUUGGUGGAUCUAAAAUAUUCAGAGGCAUAUUAUCAAAUGCUGCUAAAUAAUGAG